UGACUGCACCUUUAAAAUCCUGGAUGGUGGAUGGGUUUGUCCAAUUAGUGUGGAGGUGGAGCAGCAGGAAACAGACCGGAGAGCGACGGACGCGGGUUUUUUUUUUUUUCAGUUCCCGGACGGAGAAGAGCCGUGAAGUUACUGUAAAGUUUGUAAUCAGCUGUAGAAAGUAGAUGUGACACAGUUAGUGCAGUCCGAUGGUGCUGCAGGAAGAUUUCCUCAUGAUUCAAGUGUCGAUCCCAUCGAUGGAGAGGGAAGUGGAUGAGUCGGGAAAGUCCAGAAAGCUUUUCAGAGUUGAAGUCUUGUUUAAUGAGAGGAAACAUUAUGUGCUCAGAAGAAGCAGUGAGUUCCAGACUCUCCACAGAAAACUCAGGAAGAUCAUCCAGACCCCGGAUUUCCCGAGCAAAAGGAAUCCCCAUCUGAGGACCAAACCUCUGGAGCAGAGGAGGCAGGAGCUGGAGGACUACAUCCAGGAGAUCAUCUAUCAAGAUGAAGACGUGCCACAGGUGCUGCUGGACUUCCUCCAUGUGAAACAUUUCCAUACAGGCCAUAAGAUCAGCAGCAUGGAGUCACUUGAUGAAUUGGACAGUCAGGAUUACAAUUUUCAGUUACCAUAUCAGCGCGUGGUGGGAUUCUUUCAGGAUCCCUAUAUCUCCAAAUGCACAGCAGGUCUCCCAGAUGUUGUUGUGGACGGAGUACUUCAGGGUUUUUACCCCCGGGACGUCCGGGUCAGCUUCACCUCCUCCACACUCCCUGAGCCAGACUCCACCACUUCUGUAGAGGCCUGAACACAGACAGUAGAGUCAAAUACACAAAACUUUGAGUGAAAAAGCCAACUGUACACAACAAGCUGACAUAACAGAACAGUUUCUGUAUGGCUGACCCCGAUGGGAUUGAAACCAUCAUCCAGUCUAUAUUGAUGCAGUACUUUACCUAGUGUGCAAUUUUAGUUUCUCAUAUUUAGACCAACAGUUCAUCAGACUCUCAUAGUGUGUGUCAGUGUUUUAUAGCCAUGAAGAUGUCAAAUUGAUUUUAAUCAGGAUUAUUGACAUUAUGUUGCCAAAGCAAAUGUGAACCCAGUAAAAUACAUACUUAAUGUGUGCCAUUCGUUUUAGUGAUACUGUAGGUAAGUAGAUGUGAAUAUUAUUUUAAAAUAAAGGACUACUGACAAUA
This is a messenger RNA of Amphiprion ocellaris (clown anemonefish), 1173 nucleotides long. It is a transcript of the gene snx22, whose product is annotated as sorting nexin 22. Lineage: Eukaryota; Metazoa; Chordata; Actinopteri; Pomacentridae. Gene Ontology annotation, molecular function: phosphatidylinositol phosphate binding. The transcript is spliced from 7 exons. The record is from RefSeq and is a predicted model, not a curated record. The coding region runs from base 198 to 788 and encodes 196 amino acids.